Molecule: messenger RNA, 2374 nt
Organism: Oncorhynchus tshawytscha (Chinook salmon)
Lineage: Eukaryota; Metazoa; Chordata; Actinopteri; Salmoniformes; Salmonidae
Product: zinc finger protein 2 homolog
Exons: 2
Coding region: 226-1794 (522 amino acids)
Source: RefSeq, a predicted model, not a curated record
GCUUCUUACACACAGCAACAGUUAGACAGCCACCUCCGUAGCUUGCUAGCCAAACCGAUACAGCUCGUUAGACGCUUUCGUGUAUAUUAGCCACUAUGUUUUAAACCCAUGUCUGUUGUCUAGUUAGUUAUCCCAUUUAAUGUAAUAUUUACUGUGUUGUUAUUGAUAAACUAGCUGGCUGGUUAAAUUAGCACUAUCCUAGCAAGCAAGCUGACAUCGCCGACCAUGACCUCACUAAGCUACUCUCCAACUAUUAAAGAAGAGGUCUGCUGGACGGAGAAGGAGGAUGCUGUUCGAGUGAAAGAAGAAGAGAAAGAAGUUACAGUAAAAGAAGAGGGAGACGCGUUUAGAGUGAAAGUGGAGGAGGAAGUUACUGUGAAAGAAGAGGAGCAAGAGGAGGAUGGAGUUGUCGGAGUGAAAGAAGAGAAUAGGGAGAUGACUGUCACAUCGAAAAAGGAGGAGGAAGAGGAAACUGGAUAUCUGGGCUCGGUUUCCCAAAGUGGUCUUAAGGCAUCCUAUGGUUCUACUGAUGAAGUUAGCCUUAAAAUGCGUUUGGGAAAAUCGGCCCAGAUUAACACUAGAGAGAGACUUGACUAUCGUGGAUCCUCUGUAGAGCCUCAACAAUAUCAUGACGCUGACGAGGCAGAGAAGAGUCUCUCCACAUCAGAACACCUCAAGAAAAACCAGCGGAAACCCACAGGGAAGAAAUCUCACCGAUGCUCCGACUGUGGGAAGAGUUACUCAAGAUCAGAUUCACUAAAGGUACACCAGAGAAUUCACAAUGGAGAGAAACCUUAUACCUGUGAUCAAUGUGGGAAGAGUUUUGUUACAUCUAGCCGUCUGACUAUACACCAGAGAACACAUACAGGAGAGAAGCCAUAUAGCUGUGAUCAAUGUGAGAAGAGUUUUGUUAGGUCUAGCCAUCUGACUAUACACCAGAGAACACACACAGGAGAGAAAUCUUACCAUUGCUCUGACUGUGGAAAGAGUUACUCAAGAUCAGAUUCACUAAAAGUACACCAGAGAAUUCACACUGGAGAGAAACCUUUUAUCUGUUAUCAGUGUGGGAAGAGUUUUAAUGGUCCAAGCAGCAUGAAAACACACCAGGGAAUUCAGGCUGGAGAGAAACCUCAUUGCUGCUUUGACUGCGGGAGGAGAUUCACCCCUUCAGAGGACCUUAAAAAACGUCAGAGAAUUCAUACAGGAGUGAAACCUUAUAACUGUUAUCAAUGUGGGAAGAGUUUUACUGAAUCUAGGCAGCUGACAAUACAUCAGAGAGCACACACAGGAGAGAAACCUUACCCCUGCCCUAACUGUGGAAAGAGUUUUGUUUCUUCAGUACAUUUAAAAUCACACCAGAGAACACACACUGGAGAGAAGCCUUAUAGCUGUAAUCAAUGUGGGAAGAGUUUUACUCACUCAAGCUGCCUGAUGGUACAUCGGAGAACACACACAGGAGAGAAACCUUAUAGCUGUAACCAAUGUGGGAAGAGCUUUGUUACAUCUAGCCGUCUGACUAUACACCAGAGAACACACACAGGAGAGAAGCCUUAUAGCUGUGAUCAAUGUGGGAAUAGUUUUACUACAUCUAGCCAUCUGACUAUGCACCAGAGAACACACACAGGAGAGAAGCCUUAUAGCUGUGAUCAAUGUGGGAAGAGUUUUACUACAUCUAGCCAUCUGACUAUGCACCAGCGGACACACACAGGAGAGAACCCUUAUAGCUGUAAUCAAUGUGGGAAGAGAUACACUGGUAGAAAAUCUCUGAUUAAACAUCAGAAAAUACAUAUAUGAGGACAUUGUACCAUGAUUUCAAUUAAAUAAUGUCACAAUGUAGAAUGUUUUUAACAUUGUAGUAGGAGUAUUUUAAUGUCACAAUGUAUAACCCUAAACGUUUGCCCCCCCAUUCUAUUGAUAUUAGCCUCAUAAGGGCAAAAAACAGGCUCUGAAUUGAAAGAGCACUAUUUAUGUGAUUAACAAAGAAAGUGUUGCGUUACACUUACCGUGUUGGGACCCACUUGAAAAAAAAUGCAACACCUCAAAAUGUAGCUAGAUGUUUUCUACAAAUUGUCCUCUAACCAGUGAUGUAAACAUUAUUCCCAGAUUCCAUGUGGUUUUUGAGCUGUUAGUUUUAACAGGACAUUUAACCUCAUCUCCCCCUCUCGUGCAACUGAUUUCAAUGUGAUAUCUAUAUGAGUGAUGACAUAAGUGUUGCAUAUCUCUUAAUUUCUGCGACCCCUAAAUUUAAACGCAUUACUCCAAAAUGUUGCGGACUGAAAUUCCACAAAGAACUUUUAACAAGGCACACCUGUUAAUUGAAAUGCAUUCCAGGUGAAGCUGGUUGAGAGAAUGCAAAGCUGUCAUCAAGGCAAAG